This is a messenger RNA of Tricharina praecox, 1567 nucleotides long. RefSeq names its product phosphoadenosine phosphosulfate reductase. Gene Ontology annotation, cellular component: cytoplasm. The record is from RefSeq and is a predicted model, not a curated record. The transcript has 3 exons. NCBI's taxonomy places the organism in Eukaryota, Fungi, Ascomycota, Pezizomycetes, Pezizales, Pyronemataceae. Gene Ontology annotation, molecular function: phosphoadenylyl-sulfate reductase (thioredoxin) activity. The coding region runs from base 479 to 1411 and encodes 310 amino acids.
CUGAAGCGGUUUAGCGAGAUGAGCACGCAAUCGAAGGUCGAAAUGCUACCAUACGCCCUUGUACGUGUGCAAUAUACUUCCAGGGCCAAAACACCCAAAACACCACGAAAGAUGGCGAAAUCGGAUGCAGCGCUACCCAGAGGGUCUGCCUCAUCUUCCCGAUGGCCGAACUCCCCGUUUUGUCGUGCUUACAUAUCCGUAUUGAAUGUCAUAUCUCCCUUUCCCCCGUGUUGCAAGCCAUAUCUCCCUUUUCCCCCGCCACCCCACCCACAACCGUCCGAGUCCCACUCAUAUACCCUCGAACGCCCUCUUGCUUUUAUUGCCAGCCCACUUCGAUCUCCUCAUACACCAUCCCAAUCAUCUACGUCAUCUAGUUUUACGGCAUAUCAUCCAGUACAUCUAGACGCCCAGCACAGCGAGAUUCAAGGAGUUGUUCAACACACGCAAACACACUUACCGCAAACAACAACAUAUCAACAUGUCUACUGAACUCAGACACUCCAUGUCUCAGGACCACGAUGGUGCCGAGUCCGGUUACGAUUCCGCGGGUUCCGCCUCCGUGGCCAGCUUACAGACCAUCUACUUCACGCCUCCUCAUCUGAAAUACAUCAAUGCACAGCUUGCGGAGCUCGAACCCGAAGCCAUCCUGCAAUGGUGUCUCAUGACCCUCCCCAACCUUUACCAGACCACAGCAUUCGGCCUGAGCGGACUCGUCACCGUCGACAUCCUCUCCAAGAUCUCACCAAACAAGCCCAUCGACCUGAUCUUCCUGGACACCCUCUACCACUUCAAGGAGACCCUCGAGCUCGUGGACCGGGUCAAGAAGCGCUACACCAAUGUCGACAUCCACGUCUUCAAGCCCAAGGACUGCGAGACCGCCGAGGAGUUUGAGAGCCUGCACGGAGAGCGGCUGUGGGAGACCAGCGACAACUACUACGACUACCUCGCCAAGGUCGAGCCGGCCGAGCGGGCGUACCGCGAGUUGGAGGUCAAGGCUGUCCUGACGGGUCGUCGCCGCAGCCAGGGUGGAAAGCGGGGAGACUUGGAUAUUGUUGAGGUUGACGAUGCGGGAUUGAUUAAGAUCAACCCCCUCGCCAACUGGUCGUUCAAGCAGGUCAAGGAGUACAUCGACAAGCACAAGGUGCCUUACAAUGUCCUGCUCGACCGGGGAUACAAGAGUGUCGGUGACUGGCACAGCACACAGCCCGUCAAGGAAGGUGAAGAUGAGCGAGCUGGUCGAUGGAAGGGUCAGGCCAAGACCGAGUGCGGAAUCCACAACAAGCGAUCCAAGUACGCCGAGUACCUGCGCCAGUUGGACAUGCAGAAGCAGGAGCAAGCUCUGACCGAGGCACUCAAGCAAGUCGAGCUUGAGCAGAGUUCUAGUCCCUCCACCGCCGAGAUUGCCGUAUAGAUUUGAUGUUUGGACAAAAGGUUCCUUGGAGUCUCUGUUUCUUUUGGCGGUUUCGCUUGGUCGUGCAGUUUUAUGUUCUGAUCCGUCUGUCUCUGUGGCUUUCUUUUGCCAGGAGACUUGAUUUCGUUUCUUUUGUUUCUUUUCUUUACUUUUCUU